Malaya genurostris is the source of this 2984-nucleotide messenger RNA. RefSeq lists its product as uncharacterized. Lineage: Eukaryota; Metazoa; Arthropoda; Insecta; Diptera; Culicidae. The record is from RefSeq and is a predicted model, not a curated record. The coding region runs from base 160 to 2895 and encodes 911 amino acids. The transcript has 4 exons.
GUAAAACCUAACACAGAUAAACUUUCGCGUCUGAUAUAGAUUUUUGGUAAAUUACCUGGCAACUCUGCAGCAUAUAACGCGCUUUAUUUUACUAUUCUGUUGUUCCUGAUGUAUCCAUGCGUGUUUAUUUAAACUUGUAUAUAGAAUAUAACUGGCGUCAUGGACUUUAAUGAUGAUUACGACAUUUACGGCGACUUAGAUGGUCUAGAGGCUGAAACGAAGAAGGAAAAUAAAAUUAUUCAAGAAUUACACACGCAGAUUGAAGAACUCAAAGCCAAAAUUGCAGAGAAAGAUAAGGAGAAGCAAGAGAUUGCAAAUAAAAAUGCCGUGCUGCUGGAAAAUAUUUCUUCACUGCUAUUGACUGCGAAAGCUGAAUUGAAACGGAAAGAUGUUCUGAUAGCUGAUAUACGAAGGGAGAAAGACAACACGGUUUUUAGAAGAAAAGGUUCUGUUCAUGUACGCAAAUUUGAUUGUGGGACUCAAACAACGUUGAUUCAGUUGUUGGAUCAGGGAAUUCAAACAGAACGAGAAGCUAUGCGUUCGGAACUGAUCACAAAGAAAAAUGAUUAUCGUGAGCGUAGCAGAUCGUUAGAAAUGAUUCGUGGCAGUAGAGAGAUGCUAUGCAAAAGCAACAGAGAUCGAAUGAGAGCAAAAUCGAGGGAAAGAAUGAAAUUUAAUCUUGACAGGCGAGUCGCACUUCACGAAGAACGCAAGAAAAUUCACAAACCACGUGAUAGAAGUAGAGAACGAAGACGGGAGCGUGAACGGAGAGCUCGUAGAGAAAAUCGCUCCCCCAAGACGGAAAUCAAACAUUCUAGUGUACGAUUUAAAAGUCCUGUUAGGGUAAAAUCUGAAAUUUGUGCUUCUGGGGACAUUUCCAGUACGUUCAUUCCAAUGAAUAAGAAAGAAUUAGAUCGAUAUGUUAAGGAAAUCGAUCGAAAUAAAAGUGUGUCACCAAUAGCAUUCUUUCGUGAAAGUAAUCCUAGUGAGAAAGAUGCUUCAAAAUCGUUCCAAGAAGAACAUAAAAAACACUCAAAUAUUGAUAGAACCAAAUCUCGUGCUCUGAAGCCUCGAACUUAUAAACGCAUUGAAAUGUCUCCAAAGUUGAAAAAACAAUUUGAUAUAAUUCAAUCUGAUGAAAUUGGAACGACUGCUCCCACUGCAAAUUCGACUAUGUUCACUAGUGAAGAUCUAGAACAAAAAAUGACCAUGCUACACGGAGAAUCAAUGCCCAAAACACCAGCCAAAUAUGAAUUUGCUCAAACCUCAACUGAGCUACUUCAGGAUUUGAACAACGAAGACAGCACCAGCCAUCUGUGCGCGUUACCUCCUCCAACAUUAGUUAUACCACCCCCAGAACCGCCUAUAAUUGAGCAGGUGCCGGAAAUUCCUAUUGAUGACGAUCCGAAACUAAAUGAUAGCAGGGAGCUUAAAAUAAUUGAAUCAGACGAACUGUUGACCAUGGACCAAGAGCAUGAGGAUGAGAAGAACUCGACAGCUGAGACUGUGAUUCAAAAUCUCAUCCCACUCAUAGCAGAAUUAGAAGAAGGUGAAUUGCCUUCCUCAGACGAUGAGGGUUGUGGUCUAGUAGAACGAUCGGCGAAAACUGUCACGAAUGACACUAAUGCGGACCAGCCUCAUGUACUUACUAAUAAUGUGAAAGUCAGGUUAGCGCAUGUUUCUAAAAUAAUCGACAUGUCAAAAACUGUUGGACGGUAUGAUUUGACUCCCCGGAAAGAUCCAAUAAAACUGCCAGCGUUACUACAACCAGAACUCGAACAAGAAAAUGGUACUAAACAUAAAAGAAACUUGCUCAGUGCGGUUAAAGAAUCUGAUCCUUCGCCAAUGGAGUUGUUUACAUCGAUUAAAAGACAGUCAGAGCUGUCUCAUUCAAAGAAUCGGAAGAAAUCACAUUAUCAUAAAAGUAGUAAAUCUCUUAAGAAGCUUUUUGGAACAGAUGAGGAGAACUCUGUCUGUGGUUCGCCUAUUAUAGAGCGAAAACGAAAGUUUAAACCAGAACGAAAAGAAAGUACUUGCGAUACAAAAAAGCGAAAAAAAUCGGAUGCAAAUGAAAUUAAUGAUCGAGAAAUUGUAGUUUUAGAGCGGCUGUCAAAUAAAUCGAUUUUGAACGAAUUCAAAACUGCAAUUGAACCGGAGAUAAUAGAAACUUCGAAUAACGAAAGCCUGUCUAAAAAUACAUCAGACACAAAUGAAUCGCUAGUCGCAUUAGCUCAGUCAUCUACUGACGACCACGAGACUGCUGUGCAGUCUAUGGAAACUAGCAAAAGCAUAAUUGAACGAGUUUCAGUUACGAUCGUGCAGGAAACAAGUGUCGAAAUUUUACAAGAUGAUAAUCAAGAACAAAAAUUAUCACUUGCCACAGUUUGCUUAAAAACUGCUACGAAUGAGAAGACAAGAACUGAUUUGAAUGAAUCGAUAAUUGCAAUAGCUAAGUCAUCUACCGAAGAACAGGAAACUGCUGUGCAGUGUAUGGAACGCGAAAGUAUAAUUGAACGAGUUCCAAUUGCGAACGUAAAAGAAGCGAGUGCCAAUGUUUUGCAGGAUGAAACCCAAGAACAACCAAAACUACCAUCAUUAAACACGGCUUGCAAAGGAAUAGCUACAAAUGAGGAGAAAAUAACCGAUUUGGAAAAAUCGAUGGCCAACACGAAUUAUCCUUUGGACAAACAUACUAAUCCAAAAUGUAUUGAUUCUAAUCUUAAGGAACAGCAUCAACGGCCGUUACAAGAGAAUUCAUUCAUCUGUUCAAGUCGAUAUAGCGAAUACAGGAUCGAAUUCGACAAUGAGGUCGAAACGACAGUUUAUCUAACAAGGAAAAGGAAAAAGAAAAAAUACUCACUGACUGGAAUGAGGAUUGCGAAUGGAACAAAUUGAUAGGAAAUCAACGCAUAUUGUGAACAAUCAACAUAUUUUAUAUUUAUUUAAUGUUACGAAAAUAAAGUACCGAUGGUUUUUACCAUAGC